AUGCACGUGUGUGGAGCGCAACCACAAAUGUUUAGGUGUUUCAUGGUAUGUGAAUUAGAGGACAGUUCCACUGAUGAAUUGUUGUUUCAUAUAAAUCAUACCACGCUCCGUUUUGGUAUCAAAGAAUUUGCUAUCAUUACUGGUUUGAACUGUUUUGGUAAUAAUGAUGAUUUUUUAUUUGAUACAAGGAAGCCAAAUAGAUUAAUCAAUCAGUAUUUUGAGGGUAAAAGUAUUGUUACAAAAGUGGAUUUGAUCAGUAAGUAUAAAAAAAAGGUUUGGGGUGGCAAUGAUGAUGAUGCUGUUAAAUUCGCUAUUCUGUAUUUUAUUUGUACGUUCAUAUAUUCCGGCGAGAAGAAGAGCUCAUCAAUUCCAAGGAUACAUUUUGAUCUAGUUGAGAGCGGCCGGUACCAUGAAUACCCCUGGGGGAAAGAUGUUUUCUACAAAUUGCUCAAAAGCGUAACAAAAAAAAUGGAUGAGAAGAAAAAGUAUUACAGAAUUGAUGGUAUGCCUCUAGCCAUGCAAAUUUGGAUAUAUGAAUGUUGUUCUGCGGUUGAUUCGAAUAUUGCUGUAAAGAAGAGCAAUCGUAUACCCAGAAUCGUCAAUUGGAUGACCAGAAACAGCAGAAUACAUUAUGAAUUCCUCAUGGAAGGAAUGUUCAGUGAUAACGGCAAUCCGUUAAAAUUCAAAAACAUCGAACCUUCACUUAAGGAGAUUGCAUUUUAUCAGCUUGAAUCAAAAAGUAAUGCAAACACAGAGAAUACCUUUCAAAUUGUUAGUGACAAAGAUGACGACGAAGAUGAUGAUUUCACUUCAAAGCCUCCAAGUCAUAAGCCACACAAUAAAGAAAAAGGUUCGAGGUUGAAAGAUAAACGCCCCACAGUAUUGAAUGGUUGUCGUAAGGCAAAGAGUACAACUUUAAAUCCUGAUUCAAAUCCAUUGGAGGAUAAUGUAUCAGUACAGGAGAUGCAUAACCGUCCGGAUGAUUCUGCUAACCGUACACCACCAAGGAGUUCGAAAGAACCUCAAGAUACCAAGGCAGAUGAAAUUGGUUUGCUGAGACAAGAUCUUGCAUCCUUCAAGAAUUAUGUUAAUAAUGAGUUCAAGGAGUUGCAAUUGUUGAUAAUGGGGAAUUUUAGACAAGUUAUGGAUGCACUUAACAGAAGCUGUCGUGAAUAUGGAGCACCAAAUCAGGAAGAUGCAACUGAAUCUCCAAGUCAUGUACCUAAUUGGUCGAACAACAAUCAGAUAUCAAAUGUUAUGGAUAAGCCUCACUGUGAUGCAAACGAGGUUCGGACACCUCGUUUCGUUCUUCAAGAACAUGUCAAAAUUAAUGUCAAGGAGUAUUUGCAGCCUGUUCAGAUACACAUACAAGACCCUUUGACGGUACAUGAACAGCUUAACGACAUUAAUGUAUUUCAGAAUCAUGACAUCCAACAACCUCAGUCACAAAUUGAGUUGAUAGAUGCUUUGUUACCUGAUAUUGAUGCAAUCAAUCCCAAAAAGAAUGAUGUGGUUCAUUCAGAGGUUGUGGUCCAUCCAGAGGGUGUCGUUUAUGAUACUACACCCGUGCCAGUUAAAAGGAUCAGACAUCCUGAUCGAUUGACAGGAGACGGUAAUGUAAUUCAGAACGACGGAAUCCAACAACCUCAGUCACAAUUUGAGUUGCUUGAUGCUCUGUUACCUGAUAUUGACACAAUAUAUCCCAAAAAGAAUGUUGUCGUUCAUUCCGAGGUUGUGGUCCGUUCAGAGGGUGGCGUUUACGAUAAUACACCCGUGCCAGUUCAAAGUAUCAUACAUUCUGAUCAAUUGAUUUGCUCUCCUUACUCCACAAAUAUUGGAUCAUCAUCUGGUAGCUCUUAUGACGUGGUUAAAACUUAUGAAAAGAAACAUCCUUUUGUUUCUGACUUCAUUCAAGGGCCAUAUAAUUAUGAUCUUUUCGACGAUUACUGUUUGUGGCUUUCUGAAGGGCUUCUUGCUAGCCAUAUGAAUAAGAUGCAUGGUGAAGAUCGGUAUAAGAAUAAAAAAGCAAAACUGGCGGUUGAUAUGGAUUUGGGCAUUCAUCGAAUAUCAAACAAGAAUUGGUUCUACUCUCUGUCUUAUGAUAAACAACUGCUGAGUGAUGAGCAUAUUGAUGUGAUCAUGUAUUACUUGCGGAAAAAAAGUAAAUACAACAUCAAUAGUCGAUACAGAUACACUACUGUUGAUUGUAUAUUCAAGUCAAAAAUUUCUGAAAUUUAUGCUGCAUAUGCUCAAGUUGGAAGUAACUUUUGUGUUGCAAAUGUUGAAAGCGCCAUACGUGAUUACAUAAAAGGAUAUAGGUUGAUGGCUGCCAUUCCAUGGAAUACAAUCGACAAUGUGUUCAUACCAGUGAACGUGGAGCAUAAAAAUCACUGGGUGUUGGCUGUUUUGUCAUUAAUUGACAAACACAUUUAUGUAUAUGACUCAUACAGAGCAGCAGGUCAUAACUAUCAUGUUAGAGAAGAAAUUCAAAAGCUUGCUCAGCUUCUGCCAAUGUAUGUUUCAAUGGAGAUUGGAAAUGGUUCGGAUGAUGCAGAAGAUAACCACAUCGCAUACGACGUGACGUUUGUGGAGGAUAUACCUCAACAAGGAUCAGAUUUUUUGGAUUGCGGGAUAUACUUGCUAGCAUUUGCCGAGUACCUAAGUGAGGGUGAAGGUAUUCCAGUUAAGUAUCUUGAUUCUAAGUUACACCGUAUCAGAUACGGUGCACUCUUGUGGGAAUAUGCAAUGAAAAUGAUGAAAGACGGGGCUGUUAGCGAUAAUGAGGCACCACCAAGAAGAAUGAGGACACCCGCAAGGAUUGAUAAUAGUCAACUUGUUGUGAUUGAUUAGUAUUUCGUACUAGUUCUAUUUUUUUUGAACUUAUGGUAAAAACUAAUAUUUUGGUUUUUUGUCAAACAUUAUCAACUUUUCUUUAUAUUCAUAUAUG
Molecule: messenger RNA, 2947 nt
Organism: Solanum pennellii
Lineage: Eukaryota; Viridiplantae; Streptophyta; Magnoliopsida; Solanales; Solanaceae
Exons: 10
Coding region: 1-2850 (949 amino acids)
Biological process (GO): proteolysis
Molecular function (GO): cysteine-type peptidase activity
Source: RefSeq, a predicted model, not a curated record